GAAAUAUUUACACAGACAGUGGGAAAAGACAUUGUGGUUCUUUUCAACGUGGUCCAUCACUGUUCACCGGCUGUACUCCCGAACAGAUCCCCAAGACAAUUAACUCAAGAUGGCAAACCCCAUGAUGCACGAGAAUAUUUGGUUUGACAAAUCCAAGGUGGAGAGUGCCGAACGGACUUACCAGGAGCAUCGUGCUAAGCAGGUUGAUGGACUCGUAGUACAGGCCUCCCAAGGCGGCCAGUCCGACCUAGCUGGCCAGAUCGCACGUGCACGACAGACAAUCACAAAUACACUGAACACUGGUGUCGGCCUAGGAAUUGGAAUGACAGUGGACAGUCCUGAACUAGCUGCAAGGUUGGGGGCUGUAGAGAAGGAGAAUGCUGAACUUCGCCAAGUAACGGCCGAUCUUCAAGCCGCCGUCAGCAAGCUGACAGCAAGGGUCAACGCCCUGGAGGGUGGGUCCUCUGGAGCACCCAAAUCCACCGCAUCUGCACCUCCUGCAGCCUCAAAGCAAGAGGAAGAAGAAGAAGACUCAGAUUCUGAUGUUGAUCUCUUCGGUGAUGACGAUGAUGAGGAAGACGACUCCCUUGCAAAGAUGCAAGCUGAGAAAAAAGCAGCACAGGAUGCUCAAAAGAAAACUAAAAAAGUUGUCAUUGCAAAGUCCAAUAUCAUUCUGGAUGUCAAACCGUGGGAUGAUGAGACAGAUAUGGCUGAAAUUGAGAAAGCUGUCCGCACUGUUCAAUGCGAUGGCCUGAAGUGGGGAGCAUCUAAAUUAGUACCAGUUGGAUACGGAAUUAAGAAGCUCCAGAUCACCUGCGUUGUAGAAGACGACAAAGUCGGCACAGACCUCCUAGAGGAGGAGAUCACCAAAUUUGAAGACCUUGUUCAAAGUGUUGACAUCGCCGCCUUCAACAAAGUCUAGACAAUGAAAACCCAGCUAUGCAAAAUAUGGUCACCAGAAACACAGAUUUAGAAAUGUUCCCCUUGAAAGAAUUUACAAAACUAUUCUGAAGUGCCUAGUUUCCAUUUUAAACAGUUUCGUCCGAUGUCCCAAGUCAUUUGUUGCUAAAACGCACCCUGGGGACUUGACCCAAGUCUGCACCUGUAAGUGUAAGUGACGGUAGUAGGAAAGGUCAAACCUUUACACAAGAAGGAACAAGUGUAGUGUCCACUGUUGUCGUACCUCACAGUAUAAGGUAGUACCUCAAAACAUGAGGUAAUACCUCACAAUAAUCAUGGUAUUACCUCACACAUUAAGGUAGUACCUCGUAAAAUAUGGUAGUACCUCAAAACAUAUGGUAGUACCUCACAAUGUAAGAUAGAACCUCACAUUAUAUGACUUGAUAUUUCAGAGUACACACUGUUGAACCAUUAACUUCAGAGCGGGGGCCAAUUUCAUAAAGCCUUGGGUGCAUUUUGUUUGCGGUCCUUACCAAAAUCUGCUUCGAUUGAAUUGGCCAUUUGUUAAUCAAUGUAGGCCUAUUGGUUUGUGAAAGUUUCAUUGAAAUCGGUUUGUUCCAUUCUUUAAAGGUAUGUUUCAUUUAAUAAGCCGUACUUUUUCAGUACUACAAAGAAACAACAAUACCUUUUUUGAACAGCAGUCUAGCAACAUUGGUUAUUAUCAAAUCAAGGUUCAUCAUCCUCUGCAAGUUGAUCUUGCUGUUGGAGUGGGACUUGAGUAUUCAGUUGUAUUUAACUAAUGUCAUAACUGAACAUUAUCAACAUGACCGACUUAUUACUGCAGAGAGCACAACCCACGCUGGGGUGGUUGAUUUGUAAUUUAAAUAAAAGAAUGAAUUAAUAAUUAAAUAUACAAUGCCA
Molecule: messenger RNA, 1821 nt
Organism: Asterias rubens (European starfish)
Lineage: Eukaryota; Metazoa; Echinodermata; Asteroidea; Forcipulatida; Asteriidae
Product: elongation factor 1-delta-like
Exons: 12
Coding region: 110-922 (270 amino acids)
Biological process (GO): translational elongation
Cellular component (GO): cytosol; eukaryotic translation elongation factor 1 complex
Molecular function (GO): translation elongation factor activity; guanyl-nucleotide exchange factor activity
Source: RefSeq, a predicted model, not a curated record